This is a messenger RNA of Owenia fusiformis, 3476 nucleotides long. The record is from the annotation of a GenBank genome assembly. NCBI's taxonomy places the organism in Eukaryota, Metazoa, Annelida, Polychaeta, Sabellida, Oweniidae.
CGCCAUGCUAUCUGACCCGAACAAGCCACCUGGUGGUGAAACUGGUGAAACGUGAAACUUGUGAUGCCAGAAUUUACAUCCUGGUACUUCAAUGGCCUUGAACUGGAAGUAAGGUCAAGACAGUGAAUAUCAACACAGUCAUGGAAUGUUUGACGACCAUUACUGAUAAGUUACAACCAAAUUUCUUCUCGGUCUGUGGAUUUCUUCUAAACAUUUUGAUCAUUCCACGAAUCGGGAUCACGGUUGUUGCUCACACUCUACUUUUCAACGAGGGGAACUUUCUUUGCUUCUUGAACAUCACAUCUGGUCAGUACUCAGACGACGCCCAAACAAACUUCAACCAACGCUGUCAUAAUGCAUUUGCUUCAAAAUGGCCGCCAUAUGUUCAUUGGUACACACAAUUAGUGUUGACAAUUUUCAUUUUGAGUUGCUUCUAUUUUCCAUGUUGGUGGACUGUAGAGCAUAAAAAGCCAUUAGACAAACUGCAAGCAAAUCGUGACAAGUAUAAUAGAUCAAUAGGAAAAGUUCCUUGGAUAUAUCUUGCCCAGACCGCUGCACGAACAGCUGUUGAAUUUAUCUUUACCGUUUCCCAGGUUGCCUUAUAUGGCUUCCAGAUCCCAAGUAGAUAUGUUUGUUCAGUUGACAAUGACACAAUACCAUGUGAUAAUCUCAAGGUAACUGGAAAAGUUGGCCUUUUUGUUGCUAUGUUUCUCCUGUCUCUACUCGUGAUAGGCUUGCUGAUUGCUGAUUUAUACAGAACAAUUCAAAAGUUUUUGAAAGGCAGUGAACUAUCGCUCUUACCAGUGCUUUGUAACGAAGGCCAAAAAUACAGCCCUAUAUCCACAAGCGCACCUGAACCUGUAGCAGAUUUCUUCAAAUGUGAAAACUACACAAAGUUGGAAAAGAAACUAGGUGAUCAAGACUUGGUUGUCUUAACAGGUCCACCUGGUUCAGGAAAAACGCAGAUUACCUAUUACUAUGCCAAGAAGUUCCAGACUGAAAACGUAGGGACGAUGUAUUUCAAACUCAAAUCAGCAUCCCCGGAAGAUAUCAUAGUUGAUUGUAAGAAGGUAAUUAAAUUCCUUGCUUUGGACAUUGAUAUUCCGGACAGUGACAUUGAUGGUGAAGACAUUGCACAUAACAAGAUCACAGCCAAAAGAUUCCUUCGGCAUAUUUGUGAAAAGCUCGGCCAAAAAACACUGUUGAUUUUUGACGGAGGAAUAUUCAAUACAGCUUGUCUUAUCAAAGAGGUAUUCGAAGGUUCUGAAUUUAUCAAUAUCAAAGUUAUUAUAAUCUUAACUGACCAAAAGAAUAUGAGAGGUUUUGAAAGUUCAAAAAUUGAAGUCAAUGGGUAUACUGAACAAGAUAUUCUGGUCCUCGCCAAAGAUUCUCCAUACAAUGAAGAAUUCGAACUUGAAGAUUUGGAGAAAUUAGCUCGGAAGCUAGAUUAUUCUCCACUUGGUAUACAUGCCGCAUGUCAAUACAUAAUUGAUUCUCCUGGUUAUGAGAUAAAGGAUUUUCUAAACCGAAUGGAUGAAGGUAAGAAGCCUAUGACGGAUAAAGUAAAGGAUAUAGUGAUAGAGAAAAACUAUCCAAUACCCUUAAUUGAUUUGUUUGAAUUAAGGUACAAAACGGUUUGUGAGAAAUACAAAAAUGAUGACGUACUUAAAAUAUUGAAUAUUGUGGCUAUGCUAAGCUCCGGCCCAAUAGACUUUGAUAUCCUUGAUUGGAUUGUAAGGGCUAGCUGCCCAGAGAAAAACAAACCUAUUUCUGAUCAUGAUGAAAAGUUUAUAAAGAAUCAGUUGAUUGAGGUAAUAAAAGAGCACUACUUGGGCAAUGUGGAAGAGAUCUCAACCACUGGAAAAGAUGACAAAAUGCAUAAAAUACUAAAUAUGCAUAAUGUACCAAAAUUCGCAAUAACGUCAAGCUGGACAGAAGAUGAAAGAAUCAAAUACUUCUUACAGGUGCUUCUCAUCCUUGAUGACCAGGUUGAUAAAGACACGCGUCGUAACAAAGAUGUCACAUUGAUCCUCAACCAGAUCCCACAUGUGAAACAUGCACUGGAAACGGACUUGUUAUCCCUUUCCAGAGAUCAACAUCAACAAGUCGGUAUCCAAAUUUUACAAAUCGGACUACAAGAUAGACUGCAUCACAUGUACACACAAACUGGGCUUAUACAGUACUUCAAACAGAGCAAGUCAAAAGCAAAACAACAAUUCUAUAAUCUUCUAUCUAACAACAGCUACAACAUCUAUUCUGAUGAGGCUGAACAUAAUAUCAAUGAAGAAGUGAGAAAACUGUUGGAUCCACAGCUGCAGAACGACAUUGUCAGUGAUGCAUUUAUCAAGAAGAAAGCCUAUGUAAUCAAUAGUAUGGUGCAAAAGCUAGAGGUACCUAAAGAGCCAGUUGACUUUGUGAAUGAACUUAUUUGUACAAGACGUCUGAAUAGAGACGAUGUAAAACUGUUCCAGAGAAAAGUGUCUUUAUCCAAUAAUUAUCUUACAGAAGCCGCAUACAAUACCCUAGUGGGAAAAGGUGCAGCAAUUGAAUUAGAGACGAUGAGGAAAGUGUUUUCAUUGGAGUUGUUGGUCUCUAUCCUCUAUACGCAUGGUCGUAUGUACUUCUAUCAGAACAACAGAGAUAAGGAUGAGGCAGAUGAGGUUUAUGAACAUGACCUACGCCUUGCAUAUGAGAUUUCUGACAUAAUACAUAAAGAGCAUGGCAUCAAAAUAACUACCCUACUUCUUGCUGAGCGCAAUGGUUUUCUAUAUAUAGAUGUAGAUAGCGGCAAUGAGGAAAGGAUGAACAACGCCAGGGGAAGAUACACUGCCAUGUUGGCUGAUGAGAGCGAAUAUUAUGAGAAGGGACUGCGAAAGAUAGUGCCAAAGAACGAUCGGUACCAUCAGAUGAUAUGCCAAAAACAGUUGGUGAAUUAUUACACUUUAGCAGUGGAACAAGAACAAGAGAGAGGCAAUGAUCAUGAGGCGAAAAAAUUAUAUGAGAAGGGAUGUGAAGAAGCUACAUUGCUACUUGAGUACAUCGGGAAGGAGGAUUAUCAUAACAAAGCAGAGGUCUUCAUCAAAAUUGGCAAGCUUAAAAUGACACAGCUGAAUGGAAAAAUCCUUUGUGAUGGAGAUGAAGUUGACUCAAAAUCGUUCAAUGGCACUAAAACUAACUAUUUGGAGGAAGCCAUUGACACUUUCAAAAAUGCUCUUGAAUUAGAGAAAGACAAAAGCCAGGAUCACCAACGAUUUGACCUUGUUGUCGAUGCACAUGCUGGACUUGCGUGGGCCUUGUAUAAACGUGACAACAAAAAGAACAAUUGGAAAAAUGCAAGAAGACAUGCACGUGAAGCAAUUAAAAUUUGUAAAGGCAAAAAUAUAAGGAGGAAUAUUGAAGAGAAACUUCAAAGAGAAUUAUUGUCAAAGGGAAGUAAUCGACUGGAUUCCGUAACAUCAGUAGACUCAAAUGUGUGA